Jatropha curcas is the source of this 3177-nucleotide messenger RNA. RefSeq names its product zinc finger (Ran-binding) family protein (gene VAR3). NCBI's taxonomy places the organism in Eukaryota, Viridiplantae, Streptophyta, Magnoliopsida, Malpighiales, Euphorbiaceae. The record is from RefSeq and is a predicted model, not a curated record. Gene Ontology annotation, cellular component: cytoplasm. Gene Ontology annotation, molecular function: mRNA binding.
GAGUCGUCAAAAAAAGAGCACCAGAUAUACAGCACCCACACUGCCAAAUCUCCACCACCAGUAGGGCUUUAGCGCCACCGUCAAUUGCCAGACCGUACUCAUCAUCUCUCAUGUAUUUCUACCUCUAAUACGCUACAAUAUGGGCAGCGCCACCAGAUUUCUAAUGCUUCUCACCACCACUACCACUCCUCCGCUUCUACACCGCCGCUGCCAAUCUCUCCUCCGCUUGUCCAACCACUGGCACCGAGUCUCGUGCCGGAACUAUCACCACCUCCCCAACUCUCUCUCUCCCUCUCCCUCUCCUCCUCGCCAUUUCAAAAUCAAAGCCUCACAAAAUCUCCACACCCAAAGUACCUCUGCCCAUUUCGCCGAACCUUACUCUUCUUUACCCCUCGCGGCCCACCCAUGGCCUGAGUGGUCCAAUUUUAUUCGAAAUCUCUCCGCUGCUGGCUAUUUUAAUAAGCAAAGAUUCGAUGAGGAGUUCGUUGCUGGCGUUAAUUUGCCUGAGGACUUUUUAGCUGCUGCUAGUGCUUGCUUGGCAUUCGCGCGCGAACGACCUGAUAUUUUAGGGAUGCUGUCAAGGAGAGACAUAGAGGUGGUUGCGGAGAACGGGAUGCCAUUUUUGUUCAAAAAUGGUGAUGACUCAGGGAGAAAGAUGAGAUCGUUUUUGGGCAGUGUCCAUAGUAGUAAUGCUGACAGAGCACAUACUGUUGACUUGGUGAGGUUUUUAAUAAGUUAUGCUAGCAAUCUUGUUUCUCGUGAGAAGAACAAUCUGCCAAACAGAGAAAAUGUGGAGUCAUCUGUUCGGAAUCUCUUGAGUGAGUUGGCCCAUCUGAGCUACGCUACAGAGUCAAACCUAUCUGGUUCUGCACAAAAUCAAUUCCCAGAUGGAUAUGGACAAGCAUCAAGGCCUCUUGGGCAAAACAUUGAAAUGAAAAGAGGCGACUGGAUUUGCCCGAGGUGUAGUUUCAUGAACUUCUCAAGAAAUGUGAAGUGCCUUGAAUGUGAAGAAGCACGGCCAAAGAGGCUGCUAACUGGCGGGGAGUGGGAGUGUCCUCAAUGUGAUUUCUUUAAUUAUGGAAAGAACAUGGCAUGCUUAAGGUGUGAUUGCAAGCGGCCUGGGGAGGUCUCAUUUGGUACCACCAACUCCGGAUCAGGUCUAGGAUAUGGCAAUAAUACAGCUGAUAUGGAUAGCAGGCUGGCUGCCAAUGAAGAGAAGGCAAAACGAUGGUUUAGCAAAAUUUCUCAGCUGGAUAGUAGUGCAGAUAUGACCAGUGCCAUAGCUGAUGAAGAUUUUCCUGAAAUCAUGCCACUUAGGAAAGGAGUGAACAGGUUUGUUGUCAGUACAAGGAAGACUCCACUUGAAAGGAGGCUGGCCAAUGCCCAGUACCGAAGAAACCUGGGUAAUGAUGGCGCUGCUGGGGGUACUGGUCCUCAAAGCACAGUUGCAAAUGCAACCUCUCAACAAUCAAUCAACCAAAAGUUAGAUGAGAUUCCAGGUCAUAAGACAGCUGCUUCUGAAUCUUCACCUCAGCAUAGUGCCCCCAGAGGAAGCAAUUAUGUUCCGUUUGUGCCACUACCUGCAAAUAUGUUUGCCAAGAAACCUAAUGAAUUGAAUAUGGAAGGAAGUGAGAAGUUGGAGAUGGACAAUAAAUCUCUUGCAUUAAACACUGGUAAGCAAACAGACAGUUGGCAACCCUCUGAGAAGCCCAUAGGUCAGACUCCUACAAAUGAAAAAGAGAGACAACAAGCUGAAAAAUCUGAGAGAUGGUUUAAGAGAGUUGCAGAGUUACAUAAUGUUACAGAUCUGGCAAGUGAAAUUCCAGAUGAGGACUUUCCCGAGAUCAUGCCAAUGCCGAAAGGAGAGAAUCGAUUUGUAGUCAGUAAAAGGAAAGAUCGUUCUUUGACUUCUCCAAUGUACAAGAGACGUAUGGCCAUGGAGCAAGCUAAUGAUACCAAGUUUGUGCCUUUUGUCCCAUUCCCACCUAACUACUUCGCUAAGAAGGAUAAACAGCAGUCGGAUAGAGCCGAUUCGACUAAUAAUGCAAUGGGUGAAACUUCAAACUCUGCCACACUGGAGAAGCUUCCAGAAAAGGUGGAUGACAUUAAACCAAGAAUAUCUGGUGCAGGUCAUGACCACAGAGUAGAAAACCAAAGAACCUCUGAAAACUUAAAUGAAAUAAAAGCAGAUGUAUCUUAUGGGGCAUUCACAAGUGGAAUAUCAACACAAAUUUUUGCUGAUCCCCAGCCUACUUGCAGGGAUAGUUGGAGCAGUGGAUAUUCUAGAAAUGAGAAUAUCAGUGGGACAUCAAAUCAGAUGGGUAGUUUACCACAGAAUUUUACUAAUUCCCCAACAAGUGUUAAGGACAAUGGGAGUGGUGGAUUCCAAGGUCAAGAGCAUAACAAGGAGGCGGCCAAUUUGACAGGGACUACAUCUCAUCAAUUUGAGGAUCAGAAAGUUAGAGAUAGCUGGAAUGGAAAAAGCUUGGAAGGGUCAGCUGUGAAGGAACCAGAUCCCUUGGACAUGUCAGAGGAGGCCAAGGCAGAGAGGUGGUUCAAACGUGUUGCCCAAAUAAAGAACAUCUCAGAACUCAGCCAGAUCCCCGAUGAAGAUUUUCCCUCGAUAAUGCCAAUGCGAAAAGGUGUAAAUAGAUUCGUCGUGAGCAAAAGGAAAACACCAAGAGAGAGGAGGUUGACAUCUACUCAGUACAAAAGAAGUCUUCCAAUUGUGAACUCUGAUCCAAUGAAGGAAAAUGACAGUAACUGAUGCACAAUAGGAAAUUAUACCAAAGUCACUAGAAUCUGACAUGGGGGUUCACCUUUGCAAAUUUUGUUCCGUACUAGAUUAUUAGUCAAGAGAAGAAAUUUUCUAGGACUGUGUCAUAAGUUGUUUGGUGCCCUUGUGAGUCGAAAUUUAGCUAGGGGAGCAUCUGGAUUUUGAGUAUACUGGGAUACUUGCUUCCUUGGAAUUCCGGAGUUCAGACAUGCACAACAUGGGAGAAACAUCUGUAAAUUGAAGACAUUGUUUGUACACGAUGCUCCCUGCUCAAAAAUUGUGAGGAUGUUUAUUAUUUAUUGCUCUUUUUCAUCAAAUAAAUAAAUUUAUUUAUUUGAUAGACUGCACGAAUGCCUAUCUUUACAUCCAAGUGAAUGGGAAUAGGAGGAUUUGUGCAUCAA